Messenger RNA from Leptidea sinapis, 2641 nucleotides. RefSeq lists its product as uncharacterized. NCBI's taxonomy places the organism in Eukaryota, Metazoa, Arthropoda, Insecta, Lepidoptera, Pieridae. The transcript is spliced from 2 exons. The record is from RefSeq and is a predicted model, not a curated record. The coding region runs from base 159 to 1250 and encodes 363 amino acids.
AGCCAAAGCAAAUGUGAGCAAAAUAUAUUAUAAUGUCAAUAAUUGUUUUGGUAAGAUGAAAUAAAUACAAAUGUUGAUAUAAUAUAUUUAUAACAUUAUGUUGAUCAAACUCUUGAUCUUUAUUAUUAUAAUGUCACCAUUUUGUUAUAAAUUAUUUGAUGACAACUGUACACUGCGCUCCCAAGAUAGAUGACUUACUGCUCGAUCUAUUUGAGUAUGAAAACAAAAACUACAAUGAAAUUGAGGAGCCAAUAUUGAAAGACAAUAAAAAUAUUGCAAUAGAUAAAGACGCAAUACAACAUUUUGAAAUCAAAACUUUGAAAAAUCAUUCAUCCACGGUUAAUACUACUACAAAACAGACAUCUAAAAUUUUAUCAAUACUGAGAAAAAAGGUUCUUCGCACAGAUUCAAAAAAUGAUACUCAAUCGCCUUGUUCUUCAUCGUAUGAGUUUGAUGCAACUAAUUGUAAAUACAUUAAUGAUAGACUUCUAUGCGGCUAUGAGAGAAAUAAAGGUAAUGCUAGUAAAUCAGUACAAGACUUAGGUAAUGGAUGUCGCUAUGUCAAUGACAGAAUAGAGUGUGGUUAUUUGGUAGGUCCGUUUCAGCCGACCAAUGAAACCGAUAUAGUUUCACGAACACGAGAAAUAAGAAUUGAAAAUAUCCAUAUUGUCACUAAUGAAUCUGCAGAUAUUGAACUUCUAAACAUUGUAGUGAAUGUAACAGAUAAUCCUCUAAAUAUUACAUCUGAAAUGGACUUCUCACAUAAUUCUACAAGUGAUUCUCCAAACAUAUAUGUAUCAACCAUCUUUACUAAUGAUACAUCUGAUACUGAGAAAAGAAGCACUGUUACAAAUAAUACUACUGAAAUUGAUAUUACAGGCAAAGCUAUAAAUGAUACUUCUAAUAUGGAAUUUAGAAAGGUUGAAACAUAUGACACCGCUGAUAUAGAAAUUAGAACCAUUAGUUCUGAUAAAGAUAUUGCAAAUAGAAUUAUCACGGUCUUUCCGACACGUAAGGCACUUGAAAAUAUAACACAACAGAGUACCUUUAAAAACGAUGUUAAGUUGACCAAUAUUCCCACGAGCUCGGCUCAGCAGUCGCCAAUCAAAUCUUUAAAUAUUGUAAAACCAAAAAAUUCCCGGAACAGGAGACGAUUUAAUAAUAGUGUUAACAGUACCACUAAGAAGUAUCAAAGAUAUUGUGUGGAAAAAUAUGACUGGAUAUUCUGUUAUGAUACUGUUGACACCUGACACAUUUUUAAAUUUUAUGUUAAUAAAUAUCAUAAUAAAACUUAAGCAAGAACUUCUGCAUUAACUCCUUCGUUUCAAAGAUUAGUCAUCUCACCUACCAAUGAUUACUUUUUAACGCAAACAGAGCUGGGUAUUUUUAAUUAGUGAUGAUUCGACUAUAAUGUGUAAAUAUUUUCCGAAGUUGGUGAUUCACUAAUUAUAUCUAGAAUUGAUAUUUUACAUUAUUCCAACUUGAACCAAAUUUAUGUACUUAAUAUGAAUUGAUACUUAUUUAUAAUCCCAAUACUCUAAAAUAAAAGGGAAUAAUUAAUUACUUCGCUGUUAACACCGUUUUCUCAGAAACAUGAAGUAAAGUUCAAAAAUUAAUGGUCAAUUUAUCCCUCUACAGUAAAUAAAGAAUAAAAACUAAAAAUAAAACAAACAAAAACAAGAAAAAACUAAUGAAACAAUUUAUCACUACUGUCGGGUGGUUAAACUAAUUUAAUAAUGAAAUAGUUCAACUUGAGAAAAACUUAGAGUAUUACUUAAUAUUUUUUUUAUAUCAAUAUGAUAAUGUUAUUAGGUAGGCCCCCUCCAAGAUGGAUCGACGAUCUGGUCAAGAUCGCCGAAAUACGUUGGAUGAGGGCAGCGCAGGAACGAUCGUCGUGGAAAUCUUUGGGGAGGACUUUGUCCAGCAGUGGACGUCUUCCGGCUGAUGAUGAUGAUGAUGAUGAUAAUAAUGUGAGGAAAGGUUACAUAUUAAUAAGAUUAUAAAAUAUAUUUUAUUCUUAGUUACAAUUUUUGAUUAUUGUUCAUUAGAAUUUGGUGUAUAAGUAUCAUUAUUUAAUCCUAUAAAAGUAACAAUUGGCAUAAGGUAGUUAUCAUAAGCAAAUAAUAUUUUUAAAUAUACCACCCAUUCCAAAAUUUAUGCCUUAGACCUCUGAAGAACGGGUGCAAGACACUCAGUGGGCUACUUCUAUUUUUAUAUAAACUACAGUUUUGGUUUAUGUGCCUGUUCUGCUCAGGUCUGAAUACACUAUUUGUGGAUUAUGACUUUUAAAACCAAUUUUGAUUAUUUGUCUUUCCUUAAUCCAUCCUACAACAUCUUCUCUACUCUUGCGUUUCUCUGCUAAUAAGUGUUUCCUGUAGAUUACACAGCAUUCCCUCAGUUAUCGUGAAGAGCUGCUCGAAUUGUCAGGGCUCUGUGUUGCUUAGAGACAUCGCUUCAUCACAUCAAAGUUCUACGUACGCAACGAAAAUGGAAUUAAGUCGAAAAGUUUUAGAGCGAUGUUUUGUAUGAUUUUAAAAGUUCUCUCUCUCCGCAAGACUGUGCCGCUCGUCUUCAAAAUGCUUUUGGGAGAAAAGCACCUUGCUUGAGCACCGUGAGGCGAUGGUGUGCUGAAUUUGAGAGA